AUGAUUGUAGUAGCAUCACGAUUAAAAUCACCAUUUUAUAUGAGAGUAGAAAACUCUGAAAUAAAAGUCGGGUAUAUACCUAGAUUAAAAAUAGCGCAUGGAAUUUAUGCGAUAGAAACUAUAGCGGAAGUUAUCUUAGGAAAGACGUAUAUAAAUGUUGUAAGUAACUUGGACGAAGAAAUAGAAGUUCAGGUACCAACCCUACGUCUUAAAUCCUUAUUAUUUGUUGAUCAUGAAGUUGAUGAGGAAGAAAUAAAAGACAAUAUUAAUAAUAAAGAUAAAACGAACAACAAUUAUAACAGCUCGAAGAAAAAUAAAUAUAAACCUGAAGAAAUUGAGGACAGAAAUAAUCCCUCGGACAAAGGAUACCUUGCUGAAGAUGACGAAGACAUAGAAGACAAGGAACAACUAGAUUCGCAAGGACAAAAAAAUAAAAUUGAAGAUAGAAAUAAUCCACCAGACAAAAUAAAUGAUGCCAAAGAUGAUGGAAGAACACGCGACAAGGACGAAGAACUAAACAAGGAUAAACAAAAUCAAAUUCUAA
Molecule: messenger RNA, 544 nt
Organism: Monomorium pharaonis (pharaoh ant)
Lineage: Eukaryota; Metazoa; Arthropoda; Insecta; Hymenoptera; Formicidae
Product: WD repeat-containing protein 48 homolog
Exons: 2
Source: RefSeq, a predicted model, not a curated record